Drosophila subobscura is the source of this 1131-nucleotide messenger RNA. RefSeq lists its product as uncharacterized. Gene Ontology annotation, biological process: proteolysis. Gene Ontology annotation, molecular function: serine-type endopeptidase activity. The transcript is spliced from 3 exons. NCBI's taxonomy places the organism in Eukaryota, Metazoa, Arthropoda, Insecta, Diptera, Drosophilidae. Bases 282 to 1130 code for a protein of 282 amino acids. The record is from RefSeq and is a predicted model, not a curated record.
CAAGAAAUAUUUUUUUGCAUGGCUUUAUAGAUUUCGAAACCAACUGAGAAACCCUACUAUGUCACCUAGAACUUCAACUCAGUUGGAAUUCGGUUUUAAUGAAUUUCUGUGCCACCCCGAUGGAUUUUCGUCAGAAAGAUAAAAUAUCUCGCAAUGCUCAGGGGCUCCAUGAAAGUUCUCUCUAGUUUGUAAAAGAUUAAAUGAUAACAAGAUAACAACUGCGAAGGUUUCUUUUUCUCCAACCAUAAUCAUUUAAACCGUGGAUAUAUUUUGAAAAGGAAAUGCUACUUUUUGCUUUUAUUAUUCCCACAUGUUUGUUACCGAUCGUUAUUAAUGGAUAUCUUAGGCCUUCCUACCAAGUGCAAUUAAAUAGCAAAACUAGUUCAGGAUAUUUAAUUGAAAAUAUAUGUUAUGGUAAUAUUCUGCAAAGUCAUAUUGUCUUAACAGCAGCAUCUUGUUUGUUGACUGUUUCUGAAUUUCCUUAUGAGACAAAACUCAUUGAAAUUGAUAAACUAUCAGUCUCUAUUAAAAGUGAAGAUACGAAUGAUUUUACAGUUUUUGUUAGUAGCAUUCAUAUUUAUGAUAAAUUUAAUUAUUUGACUAUGGAUCACGACCUUGCUCUGAUAAAUCUAAGUUCACCGCUUCCAUUGUCACUGCGUGAUGACGUCACAUGGAUUUUUUUGCCGCAAGCUGUAGUAUAUACGGACUUUGUCUUGGGAGAAGACACUAAUAUCUGGUAUUCUUACACCGAACAAAAAUUAAGAGGAUAUGGUGUACUAUCUGGAAAGGAUUUAGUGGCAAUUGUAACACUUGCUCCCCGCAUGGAUAAACUGCGUGAUGAAAAUGACAAAAAUAUUAUUGAUGGAUAUCAAAAUCAAAUAACCUUUCUUUUUCCAUAUUUGAGUUGGAUUUUUGAAAUCUUAGAAGACGCUGAGAUCAAAGAUAUCCAAUCGAAUUUUUCUACUGGUUCCCUACCGUAUACCGAGAGGGAAACUGACAAAAUGGGUGAAUAUGAAAAGUCUGGUUCGCUGAUAAGUGCAGCACAUCCCUAUAGAGCGAACAGAACUGUGAUAUUGAUAUUAAUAUUAGCUGUAAUUACAGUUAGUUGUUUUUUAUGUAGUUCUGCUUAAA